This is a messenger RNA of Mesorhabditis spiculigera, 612 nucleotides long. The record is from the annotation of a GenBank genome assembly. Lineage: Eukaryota; Metazoa; Nematoda; Chromadorea; Rhabditida; Rhabditidae.
AUGUUGCCCUCAAAGCUGCUCGCCUGCCUCUUGCUGAUCAGCAGCCUGAACGGCGUCUUCGUGCGGGCCAAUAACGCGACGACCCAGCCGCCGCCGCCCCGCUGCCCGCCCGGCAUGCACGUCUGCACCGGAUGGCAGGACGAGGAGCUGUGCAUGCCGCUCAAAUACAAAUCCAACCCCGUGACCACCCCGCGCCCCACGGACCAAUCGCCUCUGCCGGACUGGAUGUACUGCAAAUCCCUGAUCAGCGACGAGGACAAGUGCAUAUGGGGCUUGGUCGUGUUCGAGGUGUUCGGCAAGCUCACCUGCACUUGGCCCAUGAAAUUUAAGCACAGCAUGCUGCCCUACAACUGGACUAUGGCCGUCUGCGCGAGGGCCGAUCAGCACGGCUGUCGGGGAAAGUACGGCGCCGAGUGCAUCGAAUACAGCAAAAUUCUCGAGAUCAAGCGCGCGGAGAAAGCGGGCGAGCUCGACGAGUGCAUCAUGGAGCGGCCUACAGAGCCGCCUGCUCGGGCUGAGGGUGACGAGAAGAAGCCCACACAGUCGUCGCACGGCGUCCCGCCCACCAUGCCGGCCCUCGUGCUCCUCGUGCUCGUCCUCAAGGCGUUCGGC